This is a messenger RNA of Dinoponera quadriceps, 2117 nucleotides long. RefSeq names its product ubiquitin-conjugating enzyme E2-17 kDa (gene Ubc6). The record is from RefSeq and is a predicted model, not a curated record. Lineage: Eukaryota; Metazoa; Arthropoda; Insecta; Hymenoptera; Formicidae. Gene Ontology annotation, cellular component: HULC complex. The transcript has 5 exons. Gene Ontology annotation, molecular function: ubiquitin conjugating enzyme activity. Bases 1169 to 1654 code for a protein of 161 amino acids. Gene Ontology annotation, biological process: protein polyubiquitination; proteasome-mediated ubiquitin-dependent protein catabolic process; DNA repair.
GGGAAGCGAUUGUGCAACUUUUUCCGUGAAGAAGAAAACGGAGACGCGAGAAACGAGGUUUCGCGUGAACUCAAUCGCGACUCAGGCGAUUGCCUGACAUUCAUUCGAACUGCGGAAAUGCGGUGUUUCUUUAACGCUACCAUUCGCAGGAAAGAGUUACACGGCCGUCGGAUCGUCGCGCACGCGCGCGCACGUUGAGACGGAUUCCACCUCGACUUUACUCGGUCGGUGACGUCACGCGCCGUUCUGAGACAGUCAGGGAGACAGCUCACUUCGCAUCCCCACCGCACUGCUAUCCAGCUGUCGAACGAGUCGUUUGGCAGUCGGCGAGGCCAAUUUUCUCGAGAACGAUCGCAGACUACGUGAAGGUCUCGGCGUUGGCGGGGGUUCUUCGUCGCGACUAAAGAAAGCAAGUUCCGCGUCGGACAGGCAUACGCACACUCGAUCGAAGUAAACGGGGUCGGUACACGGGCGAGUGAACGUUGCCGUCGUAGUCGCUGUUGUCAAGGUGGGAGCCUAAAUCGCGCAUUUCCGUAACGGUACCGAAAACAGGGCGGCCUUCGCGGGCGCGACUUGACAAGAAUCGAAAGAAGAGACAAACAACGAGCUCCGCUCUCUAUAUCUCUUCCUCUCUGUCUGUCUCUAUCUCUCUCGCUCUCUUUCGCAGUUCACCUUCCUCUCUCUUUCUCUCUCCCCCUUCUGCUAUUCUUGCUCUCUCGGUCUCGCGUCGCAAAUCCGUAGCCUCGCUAAGAAAUAACCUCUUGCUUCGUCGCGUGUGCAGUGCGUGCGCGCGUGGUGAGAGAGAACGCGCGCGUUUUGCGUGCUUAUCACACGUUUGUUCGUCCGUCGUGCGUGCAUACGGACGCGAGUAAGCGCCCUCCUCUCCCCCCUUUUACCUACCUUCCUCCCGUGUGUGAUCAUACACGCGCGUGUGGGUGCCGUGAUUUCUUUCGUCGGGCUUGUCCCCUUGGCCAGAGACAACGCACAAGGUGCGGAGGAGGAAGGUGGUCGUCAUCGUCGUCGUCGGCGCAGCGUGUACACGCAUCCACACAUACAUACACACGCAGUCACAGGGAGAAGGAGAGUGAGAGAGGGGCCCCUCUCGCGUGAUCCAUCAUCGUCAUCGCUCGGAGAACUCGGUGACGAGCGACGAGCCCAUUUCUGAGGGAUGUCCACCCCCGCGAGGAGGAGACUCAUGAGGGACUUCAAGAGAUUACAGGAAGAUCCUCCUACCGGAGUGUCAGGUGCCCCGACAGACAAUAAUAUUAUGAUAUGGAACGCAGUUAUAUUUGGACCACACGACACCCCAUUCGAAGAUGGGACAUUCAAGCUCACAAUAGAAUUUACAGAGGAGUACCCAAACAAACCACCCACAGUGAGAUUUGUUAGUAAAAUGUUCCAUCCCAAUGUAUACGCGGAUGGUGGAAUCUGUCUUGACAUACUUCAAAAUCGCUGGAGCCCUACUUACGACGUCUCAGCCAUCUUAACAUCUAUACAGUCACUUUUGGAUGAACCGAAUCCAAAUUCGCCAGCCAACUCUUUAGCAGCGCAAUUAUACCAAGAGAAUAAACGGGAAUACGAGAAGAGAGUGGCCACUGUAGUUGAACAGUCUUGGUUGAAUUUCCAAGAGAGUCACACAGAAGAUCUCCGCUGACAUUAAAGGAAAAAUGACGAAAAUGUAGAAAACUGGAAUGGCGUGGAUUCGCACUGUGAACUUAUGUGAUCAUCACUUAUAAGUACCAGUAUGUAUCGUCCUACUCACUAGGCUUUAGGCGCUCCUCUGGAAAAAACACAUAAAUAAGGAAAAAAAGAUAAACGUUCAUAUCCCAACGCAAUGUUUUACCAUAUAUUAAUCCCGCACGCAAGCUGUACUGUUUUACAAGUGUAGACGAGCUUGAGGAAAAAGUACAUUCAUGUUAAAGGAUAUGAAAGUUUGUAAGUCGCGUGCGUUUGUGGAAAGUUUUCUUUCACCACAUGUAAUAACGCAAAAUAUAAGAAAACCGUGUAACUCGUUUUGGAUCCGAUAUUUAUCGAUAGGGCAUCACGCUUGCGCGUCAAAUUGUAAAUGAAUGUCAUACUCGAUAUAGUACCGAAUUAAUAAAUUUUGCAAGAAAGAA